UGCGCGGAGCUCCAGAGGAAACUUUCCCCGUGCUCCGCUCACCGGCUGGGGGGGUUUUAAUUCCUCCGCCGCGCUGAUCCAGCAACAGGUGCCGUCAGCAUGUCCCUGUCGGAGCAGUGGAGCCCCGCCAGCGUGCAGGUGACGGUGCUGCAGGCCCGAGGCCUCCGCGUCAAGGGCAAGAGCGGCACCAACGAUGCGUACGCGGUCAUGCAAGUGGCCAAGGAGAAGUACCAGACGUCGGUGGCGGAGAAGAGCGUGGCCCCGGUGUGGCAGGAGGAGGCCGCCUUCGACCUGCCGACGCCUGGAGGAGGAGGUGGGGGACCGGAGCGCACCACGCUGCACGUCCACGUCCUGCACCGGGCCCUGGUGGGUCCGGACAAGCUGCUGGGCCAGGCGGUCAUCAACCUGCUGCAGCUCAGCCAGGACAGGAGCCGCUCCAAGACCGAGUGGUUUAAGUUGCUGGACAAAACUGGGAAGCCCGACAAAGACAGAGGCGAAGUUCUUCUGGACAUUCAGUUCAUGAGAAACAACAUGACGUCCAGCAUGUUUGACCUCUCCGCUGCGGGGAAGUCGCGCUCUCGCCUGGGCAAGCUCAAGGAUAAAGUCCGCGGCAAGAAAAAGGAAUCGGAUUCUGCGUCUGGUGUGGCGCCGUCCUUCUCUCAGGUUCUCACAGACAGUGAGGACGAGGCCAACGGGGAUGGAAGAAAUAAGAAGCAUAAGAUGAAGUCUUUGUUUUCUACGAAGUCCAAUCUGCAGAAGACCAUGUCUCAGUCCAUGUCCAUUCUACCUGCACAGAAUUCCUCUCUGAGUGGCAGCCAGUCAUCUGGUCUGAACGUCGACUCUUCUCAGGGUAAGAAGAAGUUUAAGUUCAAGAUACACAAACGGUCGGGUAGCUCCGACCUCAAAGAUUCAUCGUCCGGCCAAAAGCAGGCGCCUGUGGAGCAGACUAACUUGUGUAUCAACGGCAGUCACAUUUACUGCGAAGAGCCGCCGGCCCGGACCUCGCGCAUCGGCUCCAACUUCAGCCUGACCAGUUCAGGACUCGGAUCGAUGGAAUACGUCCCGGAAAACUCCCCUCCAUCUGUGGAUUCCCUGAGAGGAGGGAGGCAGUGCUCACCCUGGACAGAGGAGGAAGAGGAAGAGGCAGCUGAAGAAGAAAAGGAAGGAGAUGUAGAUAAAUCAAGAGGGGAGGAAGAGGAGAAGUCUAGGAUGGAGGAGGUGAGGAGGAAAAGCGAGGAAGAAGAGGAGGGUAGGAAACAACAAGAGCAGCUGGAGAAGUUAGAGGUGGAAAUGAUGAGACAAGAGCGAGAAAAGAGAAGGAUUGAAGCAGAGGAAUAUCAAAGGGAAGAGGAGGAAAAGGCUAGAAGAGAGGAAGAGGUGAGGGCCAGGAGAGAACAAGAAACAUUUCAGAGGAAGCAAGAGGAAGAAAGAAUAAGGAUUGAAACACAGGAGAGAAUGCGAAAGGAGGAAGAGGAAAGAAUCCGGCUGGAGGAGGAGAGGAAAAGGAUUGAGGAGGAGAGAAUUAGAAGAGAGGAACAAAGGAAAAGGAUUGAGGAAGAGGAGAACAUUAAACGAGAGGAAGAGAGGAAAAGGGUUGAGGAGGAGAGAAUCAGAAGGGAUGAAGACGAGAGGAAAAGGAUUGAGGAGGACAGGAUAAGGCUAGAGGAAGAGAAGAAAAGGAUUGAAGCAGAAGAAAAGAUCAGACUGGAGGAAGAGAGGAAAAGGAUUGAGGAAGAAGAAAGGAUCAGACUGGAGGAAGAGAGGAUCAGACUGGAAGAAGAGAGGAAAAGGGUUGAGGAAGAAGAAAAGAUCAGGCUAGAGGAGAAGAAAAGGAUUGAGGAAGAAGAAAAGAUCAGACUGGAGGAAGAGAGGAGAAGGAUUGAAGCAGAAGAAAAGAUCCAACUAGAGAAAGAGAGGAAAAGGCUUGAGGAAGAAGAAAGGAUCAGACUGGAGGAAGAGAGGAAAAGGAUUGAGGAAGAAGAAAAGAUCAGACUGGAAGAAGAGAGGAAAAGGGUUGAGGAAGAGGAAAGGAUCAGACUGGAGGAAGAGAGGAAAAGGAUUGAGGAAAAAGAGAGGAUCAGACUGGAGGAAGAGAGGAAAAGGAUUGAGGAAGAAGAAAGGAUCAGGCUAGAGGAGAAGAAAAGGAUUGAGGAAGAGAGGAUCAGACUGGAGGAAGAGAGGAAAAGGGUUGAGGAAAAAGAAAGGAUCAGACUGGAGGAAGAGAGGAAAAGGAUUGAGGAAGAAGAAAAGAUCAGGCUAGAGGAGAAAAGGAUUGAGGAAGAAGAAAAGAUCCAACUAGAGAAAGAGAGGAAAAGGCUUGAGGAAGAAGAAAAUAUCAGACUGGAGGAAGAGAGGAUCAGACUGGAGGAAGAGAGGAAAAGGGUUGAGGAAGAAGAAAAGAUCAGGCUAGAGGAGAAGAAAAGGAUUGAGGAAGAAGAAAAGAUCAGACUGGAGGAAGAGAGGAAAAGGAUUGAAGCAGAAGAAAAGAUCCAACUAGAGAAAGAGAGGAAAAGGAUUGAGGAGCAACAACAGCUCAGAGAGCAGGAGGAGAAGAGGAAGAAACAAGAGGAAGAAGAAACAAGAAAGGAAAUGGAGAGACAAAAAGAAACGAGCAGCGUAAAGGAAGAGAAAGUUAGAAAGGAAAAGGGGGCGAGAGCUGAAAGGGAGAAAAAUGUGGAAACAAAAAGGCCGGAGAAGUGUUUGGCAAAAGAGGCAGAAGAAAAGGAGAGAAAGGAUCAGAAUGAAAAAAUUGGACUAAGGGUUUCAGGGAGGAGAACAAAACUGAGCGUCCCUGCAGAAAUCAUCUCUACUAAUCCAUUUGAUGAAAACUUUUCUUCUAAUCCUUUCGAGGAACCCUCUCGCUCUGAUUCUGGACCUCAGAGCAGCACAGUCGGAGAGGCAGCUUCUCAACAAAGGUGUCAGUCUGGCGUGCCGUCAAAAGCAAACGACACUGCUCCCUCUGAAGAAAAGAACCUGAUUGGUACUCAGCGGGAGAAGCGGCUGGCUCCGCAGCCGCCAGGAAGAAGUCAAACUGAGAAACGGUGUCAGAUGGAGCAGCAUGCUUCCACAACACAUCCGGCACAAAUUAACAAGCAUGGCAGAGACAAAGACAUCAAAACCGUCAGUGUUUCCCCCCAGCGACACGUGCAAGCGAUCUCUCCGCUGAGUAGGUGUCCCACAGAUUCGAAGGAUCCCCACAGCUUGACAGAAAGUGCUUCUGUUAAAGGGAUGGCCAAUCCAGCUAAACGUCCAGCGCCGUCCAAACCUCUUUCUGUAGAAGAGCUGCCGCCUGAUGGCAGAACUCCCCGUGACUCAGAGACGAAGCAAGUCCGAGUCGUUUCCAGCUUGAAUCCUUUUGAAGAGGACGAAGAUGAAAAUGAGCUUGCAGCCCAUGAUGACGCAGCGGUCUCUGGCGGGACCCGUUCAGUCGUCUGGCCUCUUCCUGUGUCACAAACUCUCGAUCACGAUGCAGCUUCUCUAACCAAAAUCAAAUCUUCGAAAGUGGCCCGUGCUCCUCCGCCUCCUGCAGUGAAUGAUCCCACAUCAAACGCUGAAAACGGCCAAAACACUAUCGGCCACAUUGCAGAGAACACAGGUGGAGCUCAACCUGAUAAAACGGACAACAAGGCACCAGCAGAGGCAACACUCUCUGAACGCGUAGAGGAGAGGCCACUGCAAGAAACCCAAUCUACCAAAGUGCAGAGUAGCAUAGAGGUGGGUGUGAAGAAGCCGGGCCCCCCCGUGGCUUUGCGCAGGCUUCAGCCUGUUAAACCUCUGAAUCCUGUGGAGCAGCCGGCCGUCUUAGUCGUUCAAGGAGAAAAUGAUAACAAUUCUCCUGAGAUCCUCAGUGGAAUUCAAGACAAAACAAAGCAGAUUGACACAAAGAAUAAAGGUCCGUACUCGCAGCUGACUCGGGACGAGCUGAUCUCUCUGGUGGUGAAACAGGAGCGCCAGCUUUCAGAGAGGGAUAAGAAGAUAUCGGACCUGGAGCAGUACAUUGAUACCUUACUGGUGCGGGUUAUCGAGGAGCAGCCAAGUAUCCUGAUGUCACUGAGCUCUGUGAAGAAACCUACAUAGGUGGAUCCACAUCUGCCACUUCAUUACUGCUUUACCUGAUCUGUCUGAAUCACAAUGAUCUAACUUUAUAUUUCAUUUGGAACUUUUUUUUAAUUUUUUUAUUUUUGAUUGAUGGUAUACUGUUGUUUGUCAAGGUGACAUAUUGGGAUGCAGGGGUAGCUGGAGAUGCAAACACAUUUCCAGCUUCACCUACAGUCCCUUUUGUAAUGGGUUACCUUUCAGUAAAUUGAAAUUUCUUUCAGUGUUUUUUAUUUUUCCAGUAUUUGAUACCUUUAAUCUAACAUGUCUUGUCCUUAGUGUAUGUUGUCACAGAUUCUGUGCAGUGCAAAGCUUACCCUCAUCCUCCAGGAUGUUCUGACAAGUGUCUAAUGUAUAAAUGCACACUGUUAAUCAAACUGAACGAGCCUUAUUAUGUCUGUGCACUAGUUUCUUUCUGUUACUGUUAAUGUCAAACGUUUACAUGAUUUUGCUAACUCCCUCCAAGCACUUUAAUUAGCUCACACUGUUAACAUUUACAUAGAUUUAUUGUAUUGUAUGAAGGUUGCUGCUUUGUCAGCUUUGCAUUCUGAAGCUAAAUAAAGAUUUGCAUUAAUAAAUUCA
Salarias fasciatus (jewelled blenny) is the source of this 4677-nucleotide messenger RNA. Its product is annotated as myosin-2 heavy chain-like. NCBI's taxonomy places the organism in Eukaryota, Metazoa, Chordata, Actinopteri, Blenniiformes, Blenniidae. Gene Ontology annotation, molecular function: small GTPase binding. Gene Ontology annotation, cellular component: intracellular membrane-bounded organelle. The transcript has 6 exons. Gene Ontology annotation, biological process: regulated exocytosis. The record is from RefSeq and is a predicted model, not a curated record. The coding region runs from base 100 to 4077 and encodes 1325 amino acids.